AAUUGUAACGCUUUUUUCUCUCAGCAAAGAUUUCAAAGGCACGAUUUCGAAUUCGAAGGCUCAGAGAAGAAGAAGAAGCUCCUUCGAAAGUUCCAAUCGAUUUGAUCAUCCAAAUCAGGAGACACAGCAACCUACUCCGUGUAAUUGAUAAUGUUCUACAGAGGAUAUGGAGAUGGUCCUGAUGGGCGUGAGAUGGGACCUAAGCGUCAAAGAAUGAUUGAUCAAGGUCCUCCAGGACCAUUCUAUGGACCUCAUCCUAGUUCUGGCUUUAUGUAUAACCCUUAUGGAUUUGUUGCUCCUCCUCCACCUCCUCCUUUUCCUGCGGUUCGACUCCGUGGUUUACCCUUUGAUUGCGCAGAGCUUGAUGUAGUAGAGUUUUUUCAUGGUUUGGAUGUGGUUGAUGUCUUGUUUGUUCACAGGAACAAUAAGGUUACUGGAGAAGCCUUUUGCGUUUUGGGUUAUCCCCUUCAGGUUGAUUUUGCUCUUCAGAAGAAUAGACAGAACAUGGGAAGGAGAUAUGUAGAAGUUUUUAGGAGUACAAAACAGGAGUACUAUAAGGCUAUUGCUAACGAGGUUGCGGAAUCUCGUGUCCAUGGUAUGGCUAGUGGUGGUGGUGGAGGUUUAGGUGGUGGCAAUGGAAGUGGAGGUGGAGGUGGAGGUGGUGGCGGUGGAGGUCGAAUAAGUGGUGGAAGUUCACCUCGCAGACACGUGCAGAGGGCUAGAUCGAGUGAUGAUGGGAAAGAGGAUAUUGAACAUACAGGUAUCUUGAGACUUAGAGGAUUACCGUUCUCAGCAGGAAAGGAAGACAUACUUGACUUCUUCAAAGAUUUCGAGCUGUCUGAAGACUUUGUUCAUGUUACUGUUAAUGGUGAAGGGAGACCCACUGGGGAAGCUUUUGUGGAGUUUAGGAAUGCAGAAGAUUCACGAGCUGCAAUGGUUAAGGAUAGGAAGACGCUUGGCAGCCGUUACAUAGAAUUGUUUCCUUCAUCGGUUGAGGAGUUAGAGGAGGCACUAUCAAGAGGAAGAUGAUACUGAUACAGCAUCUCUCAUGGUACUUUCAUACCUCUUCUAAAUGGUUUUCCUAAGAUCACAAUUCCGAUGCAUUGAUGGUUCCGGUUUUGAUGUAUUACUAUCUGGUCAGAGAACUAGUUUUAUCCAUUCUUUAGAUUUUGUUGUGCUGUAUUGGUCAAGAUUUCCAUGCACCUGCAACAAUAGAGUCAGUUUUGAUUCACUUGCUCUUGUUAUCGUAAGAGCCCUUGAUGGAUUGUAACAGUAGGCUUUACUGAAGUUGUGGGAAUAGGAAUCUUGAUUGAUACUCUUGUCUGUGAGACAUGUGGUUAAAACGUCACCGUCUCAAGGUCGUCAGAAGCCUUGAAUAGAUAAAUCGUUUUUGGACUCUUUGUAGUAUUUGUAAACAGACUGGAGAAAACAAAAACAGUAUGGAGCAUUUCUCUGUAUUGAUGAUAUCUUUUGUGAGAGGCUUUGAAUCGAUUCACUUAACAAUGAUGCUUUAGACAUAUUUUUAUAUGUAGGGACAAAACCAUUGGACAUAUAUCUAUCAGUAGACAGUAUAAUACAAAUGGUAGAACAGUUGUUACUUGUUAGGUAUUGUUUCUUUGCCUUUUUUUCAUUUCUACCAUCACAUCUAAAACAUGAAAUAAUUGUUAGCAUUUAAUUAUUCGAUUCUGAAAAUGCUACUAUGCAAGCAGUAGAAACUUAUCUCAUGUCUUUGUCAUUCUGUCUUCUUUGUACACAUCUGAAGUGGGAGUUUGAUUUUU
Arabidopsis thaliana (thale cress) is the source of this 1778-nucleotide messenger RNA. Its product is annotated as RNA-binding (RRM/RBD/RNP motifs) family protein. Gene Ontology annotation, molecular function: RNA binding; nucleic acid binding. Bases 151 to 1029 code for a protein of 292 amino acids. The record is from RefSeq and is marked reviewed. Lineage: Eukaryota; Viridiplantae; Streptophyta; Magnoliopsida; Brassicales; Brassicaceae. The transcript has 2 exons.